UCCGGCGAGCGCGUGCUGCUGCUGGUGCUGCAACGCUACUGUCUCGUACGCUCUUGAAAUGUAAACACAGGCAAAAGCUGUCAAACACGGUGACAACCAGUGACAACAUUUAAACGCAGUUGAAAUAAAUGUGCAGAUGAAAUAGAAAAUUGGAAAAAAUGGGUAAAACUGGUGAAACAAGUACUGAUGAAGACACGACCGAAAUUGGACUAGAAAAAAGCUUCGUUGUUUGCCAAAAACGCCGCAAGAAACACAAGCACAAGCGGCACAAAAGGAAAAAAAAUUGCCUGGAAGACGGUGAGGGUAGUACAAUGGUCAUGGCUCGCAGUCAUCCGGAUUGUGAGAUCAAAAAUCGAAACAGCACAACUAGAGCGCGUGGUAAAAAAUUACACAGAGUUAACAAAGGGACAAUUGUUACGACAGUCACGGCGACUGCCCCUGCUCCUAGUAUCAAGCUAUCCAGCCUCAGUAGUUUUGGUGGAUCAGAAGGAACUAUCGCAAACAGCUCAGCCUCAUCUAAGAUAACGGUCAAGAAAAAGGUGCCAAGGAGCUGCAGAAGCAAAGAAAGUGCCACCAGCAGCGAAGAAGAGCGAUGGUUGGACGCUAUCGAGUCUGGUAAACUGGAAGAGGUAGACGACGAGCUCAAGAAAAUUAAACCCAAAGACCCAAAGUUGAUGACUGCACGCCAGCGAGCCAUGUUCGAGCGUAAAACUGAUGCUGAACCAAACCCUGGUGCGGAAAUACUCGUAUCAUUGCCCUCCGGCUACAAGGAAAAGAUCAUGACUGCUGAGGCUAUCCAAAAGGCUGCGCUCAAGUCCCUCAAGAGGAAACAACUGGCGGAUGAGAAGAGGGAAAAAGACAAGAAAAAGACAAUGGAACGAUUGCUCAAGAAGCAAGAAUCAAAAGCAUCCAAAUUAGUGAGCAAAGGAAAGGCUUGUAAACGUCAAGUACCCUUUGUAACGUACCACAUGACGACAGAGGGUAGUUGGAUCUCGCUCCCUCCAGGGCAUGAAUUUCCGCUCAGUUCUUCUUACGAACUAUCAAUCGAUAAGAAUUCGCCAACAGUAACUAUACAGAGUAAAGAAAAGAGGUGCUCAGUCGUUGGUUGCAGUAAUCCUAGAAGAUAUUGUUGUUCAAAAACUGGGUUACCACUGUGCAGUUUGGAGUGUUAUCGAGCUCAUAUGACCACAAUAUCAACGUGAUACGAUCCCGAACGGUUCUACAAGAUCGAAACUGCUACCUUCGUACAUGUAUGCACCUGGAGACCUAAAUAAAGAAGAUUCUCGUUUCCCCUC
Messenger RNA from Venturia canescens, 1295 nucleotides. RefSeq names its product INO80 complex subunit B. The coding region runs from base 159 to 1202 and encodes 347 amino acids. Gene Ontology annotation, biological process: chromatin remodeling. Gene Ontology annotation, cellular component: Ino80 complex. The record is from RefSeq and is a predicted model, not a curated record. The transcript has 6 exons. NCBI's taxonomy places the organism in Eukaryota, Metazoa, Arthropoda, Insecta, Hymenoptera, Ichneumonidae.